AUGGAGACUGCAUCUUCCUCGAAGCGACCGCGUUGUCGCUCCGAGCUAGCGCCGGACAAGAAUGCGUACAUACACUACUCUCGCAGUCACCGUGAUGGAGUAGUAGCGGCACAUCUGUCGUGGUCCGUUCAGCAGGUCUCGUCGGAGCUGGGGCGGCAAUGGAAAGCUCUAACGGCUGCUGAACGCAAGUCCUGGAUCGAAUUGGCGCAGUUUGACAAGGCACGCUUCCACACUGAAGCUUGCCAACAAAUUCGCAAGCAGCAAGCAGAUGGCCAACCGGCGCAACUUUCGAUUAAGCGAAAGAAGCAGGCGAAUGAGCCACGGCAGCCUGACACAGCCUACAUUUGUUUCUGGAAGAGCCGACGACCAGAGGUGGUAGCUGCCAACCCGUCGCUCGGUGCACAGCUCGUUUCGAAGGAAGUUGCGAGGCAAUGGAGAGCUCUGUCGGACAGUGAACGGCAAGUAUGGGAGGACAUGGCUACAAAAGACAAGCUUCGCUUUCAGGAGGAAAUUGCACGUAUGCACCCGACGCUGGCGGCAGCCCCACAAAGCCUGUCUGCGGUGUCAGCCCCCCUAAAAGACCCCUUCGCCCCGAAACCGGCGAAGACAGGCUUUCAGCUAUUCAUGAGCCACAACCGCGAGAGCUUCACACUGUUAAACAUGACGAUCAACGAUUUCCGCACUGAGAUGAGUCAGCUUUGGAAGCGUCUCAGUGAUGUUGACAAGAAUGAGUGGUAUGAGUUGGCUACGCAAGACGAGCAACGAUAUGAGCGAGAGGUGAACGCCUACAAACUGCCUGCCUACAUGAACUCAGAAGCUCAACGCGCGCACGAGCGUAUUGACGAGCUUAAGGGCUUAACUCGUGGCGAUCCACGCGCACCGCGACUGCCCAGAAACUCGUAUAGCGUGUAUUUGUCGACAAAGCGGCAAGAAAUGGCAGCUCAGCACCCAAACCAUAAGAAUUCCCAAAUUAUGCGUGAAAUAGGCAUUGCGUGGAAGGCAUUGAGUGACGUCGAGCGCGCUUUGUAUCAGCGCAAGGCUGAAGAGGAUGUGGAGCGCUUCCGUGCAGAAAUGGAGGCUCAUCUAGCACAGCAGCAGGAGGGUCACCAUGGUGCCGCAAAUCACGAUCAACAUGAUCAGCAACUAUCUGUUGUGCAUGAAAAAGUUAAAGCACGGGUAGUCGGACGCAAGCAGCGGAAGGUAAUACCUCCACGACGCCCUAAGACAGCCUACAACCUCAUGUAUAUGUCGAAGCGUACAGAGCUACUAGCGACGUAUCAGAUGUCCCACAACGAAUGCUCAGCCCUCUGCGGUCGCCUGUGGCGUCAGAUGCCGGAGGAAGAGCGCGAGCCAUACAAGCGCAUGGCUGCUGAAGACAAACGUCGGUACGAGGUUGAACUGGAAAUCUACAGUGCGGAGGUGAGCCAAUCCAGUGAGGGAGUGCUGCGCGACUCUGCAGGAUCAACAUCAGUUAUUGUGGACCGACCUUGCGAGUGA
Molecule: messenger RNA, 1497 nt
Organism: Phytophthora infestans T30-4
Lineage: Eukaryota; Oomycota; Peronosporomycetes; Peronosporales; Peronosporaceae
Exons: 4
Coding region: 1-1497 (498 amino acids)
Source: RefSeq, a predicted model, not a curated record